Messenger RNA from Glossina fuscipes, 702 nucleotides. Its product is annotated as heat shock protein 27-like. Lineage: Eukaryota; Metazoa; Arthropoda; Insecta; Diptera; Glossinidae. Gene Ontology annotation, molecular function: protein folding chaperone. Gene Ontology annotation, biological process: protein refolding; response to heat. The transcript is spliced from 2 exons. The record is from RefSeq and is a predicted model, not a curated record. Bases 35 to 499 code for a protein of 154 amino acids.
AAUAAUAAUAAGAAAAAACAAAUAAUAUUAUAUUAUGGCUCUGGUACCCUCAUCUGGUGGAGGCGCCGUAACCGAUUGGGAUUAUUGGGAUUAUCGCCGACGUUUAUGGCGCGAUUGGGAUUUAAUGGACUGGGAUGUGCCCUAUUGGCGACGUCUGCAACGUAUCGGCUCUGCUCCCGAUUUGAGUCGCGUUAUCGUGGGGAAAGAUGGUUUUGAAGCCAAUGUGGAUGUUGGCCCAUUCAAACCGUAUGAAAUUGCUGUCAAAACUUGUGGCGACACUGUGAUAGUAGAAGCGAAACAUGAAAAAAGGCGUGACGGCGAUAACUAUGUUGGCCGUCAUAUAGUGAAACGUUUCGUUUUACCGCGUGGCUAUUAUCCCAACGAUGUACGGGCUGAAUUGUCAUCGGAUGGAGUUUUAACAGUCAAAUGUCCUCCAUCUUCGAAUACGGAACGCAGUGUUUAUGUGCGACAAACUACGUUGCCAUUUCUAAGUCGUUAAAUAUGUAUAUAGUUUAUUUUGUUUUUUCUACUAAAAACCAAAAAGAAAGACUUUCAUUUUUCUUUUCCUUUUGUUUUUUUUUGUUUUUCUAUGAAUUUUCGAACGAACGAGAACGUGAAACAUACGUGUAUUUUAUUUACUAUUAAUUACUUACCAACACUGCGAUUAUUGCCAAUAGAUAUGUUUUUGUCUUUUUUAAUUAG